CGGAAUGCCCCCGGACUCCGAACCGCCGAGUGUUGUCGUUACCCAAGUGCAAGCGAGAUACCCCCCAAAGAGCGAGAGGGCCAAACCCACGGGACGUAGACACGAGAGAAAAUUUCUCGGGGGUUCCGCUUUCCGUUUAUUAUUAUUACGUUUUUUUCUCCAUUAUUUUCCAUCACAACCCACAAAAUCCUCCAAUUAAAAUCCAGCCCGUUGUGCCCCACAACCUCUACUUGAUGCCCAAUAACCAGUGUACGAACGAUAACUCGUGUUAGCGAUAAAUAAUAGUUACAGCCGUUUAUUUGGAAUGGAUAAAUCCCAGGGCAGGGAGGAUAAAAUGAAAGUUAAAAUAAGAGGAAUGAGAAACGAGAAAUGGUGGACGGUUGUAUGAAAACGAUUGGACGAGUGAAAUUGGAUAGAAAAAUAUUCAGCCGGCGACGCGCGGAAACCUCUUCCUCCUCGGGGACGGUAUUAUUCCCCUAGUAUCAGCCAAAUGCAACAAUAUCUGUCUUCCUUCACCAGUGAUAUCUCCCUCCAACACACGACAAAAAAUCGUAACCGUUCAGCUAGAGCUCGCUGACUCCCAGCAGAAUCGUCCCAACAACAUCCAGCAUAUCCAGCAUGGAUCGGCAAUCGAUGUUGCGUGAAUUUUAAUCGUUGGUCUGCAGACUCGUGUCAAUCGAGGACGAGGGAGGAAACAAGCAAGCAAGAGAGGAAACGACGACGAGGAGGGCGAGCAGUCGAAAUUCCUGGGACUGCAUCGAGCUGGGGACGAGCAUUGGCCCCAGACCACGGAAUUUCGUAAAUCAGUGGAAAAUCGAGUGGGUUCAGUGAAGUGCAGAGUGAAACAGGGACGUGAAUAACAGAAUAAUAUUUUCGGGGAGUCCGUGGGGUGAGUGGAGGCUGUGGGGAAGGGCCACUGAGAGCUGGUGCGUGGGUGGUGUAACACUGAAGUUAUUAGUUUUUAACUGGGGAGGAGAGGAACUGGAUUAUUUGUCUCGUCGUUUUUUCGGGGGUUUGUCGUCUGGCCCUGGCUCUGGGGGCCCGUGCCAAGUGCCAGGAAUGGGCAUUUGUGGGGGCUCGUGACACCAGCACCUCCUCCAACCUCGUGGACAACUUCCUGGGGCUCCAGUGCUGAUGAUGAGAGUGUCUACUGACAACUGCUCUCGCUGACUCUCGAGGGGAUUAUUUGGGUGUUUGUUCUGUGAUGUGACAGCGGUUUUUCGGGCUUUUUGGAUCGACUCGGGGAUUGGGGAGCUGCAGAGAGGGGACAAGUGGGGAAGGCGAGCAGAGUUGAAUUGGAAAUACUGGAAGGAGCUGGAGACUUUGGGAAAUUGGGCUGAGACGAUGAUGAGAGGUUAAACGUUGGAGGGAUGGGUCGUGGUAGGGUAACAGUAUGCGGGAGAAGUCUUCAGAAUGUCCCACUCACGUAGACUACGUGAGGGGCACGACAGAGAUGUGCUCGCGUGAUCCUCCCGCCCUGCAUCCAGCCCUUGCCAAGGCCAAUGGUAAAAAUUCAUCGCCACAGGCGAGUCCACGGGGAGAAGGGAGAAUUGAGGGUAAUUGUUUGCCCACACCUGGGGGGAGGUUGAAGUUCUUUAAGGAUGGGAAGUUUAUUCUCGAGCUGUCGCACAGGAGGGACGGCGAGAGGACGACGUGGUUCCCUGUGCCCAAGAAGACUUUUUGGCCUCCUGCUAGCACAACACCGAAUAGACAGGAGAGCUCGACUUCACUCAGUGUAUCUGACGACAAUUCCUCGAUCCAAUCGAGUCCAUGGCAGCGAGAUCACUGUUGGAAGCAGACUCACCCCCGACGUUGCGUGACAACGGAAUUUAAUUUCUACUACCGUCGAGAUCCUCGAAAUCGUCUCUCGGCACCGUCACGCCAGCUGGCGAGAAUUCGUCGACGUCCCCUGGACCCUUGGCCCCUGCCCCUCGUCAUCGAGACCCCCACGAGGCACAAGCAACCAGCCAAGAGCAACAACGUCACUCCAGGGAAAACAUUGACUCUGAUAAUCGACAAACUCUCUCGUUUGGACCCAAACGUCGUUUCCCCGAGGAAGAGAAUUCUCAGGGAAUUGGAGAGAGUCACCCUCGAGGAUCAAGCCUCCAAGAGGCGUGCCACCCCCCAGCCAAUGACCCCCACAACAACAACUCCUUCUGUUCAAUCACAGAAACAAUUGUCUUCGUACAGCAUCACCAGUAUUUUGGGUGAGGACAAACCGAGUCCAGAGCCUGGCUUCCUCAGAAAUCUCCUCAAACUCGAGGACACUAAUGCUGUUAAAUACUCGUCGAGUCAUUCCUAUCCUAGGGGUAGAAUCGAUCCAUUCGUUGCUUCUGCCAAUACAUCGAUUCAUCAUCCUAUUUAUGGUGUACCAAUGCUACCACCUGGACCAUACAGACCAGGACUGUGGAUGCAUUAUCCACCUCCUGUUCAUUAUCCACCACCUCUGCCCAUCUAUCCACCCCCACCACCUCCACAUCCAUCGUCUUCACCGGUUCAUCAUUAUAAGGAUUAUAGGGAACAAACUCUAACGCCUCCAUCAGAUGUGCCGUUAAAUUUGUCGAAGCAUGCAGGUUGAAUCUCAAAAUCCCCGAAAAACCUCCAAGUAACAAAAAAAAACAACGUUUGGUGCCUUAGCGAAGAAUAAAUUAUCAAUAUCAGCCCCACUGCCCGUGCAACGACAAUGAGUAUCACUAGUAUUUUUCUACAACAUUAAAUCACCCAUAAGAAUGAAAAAAAAUCAGAACUGAAAACGCGAGAGCCAGCGGGAAUGAGUAAAAAUGAAAAAAUCAAACUCACGAGAGGGGGGAAAGGGGGAAAGAUAAUUCCCAGGACUAAUGCGAAUCCGAGUCGACACUCCUGUACAUAAUCGUAAUGCAAAGUCUGUCAAUGUUGAUGGAAAAAGGCCCUCAGCUCCAUUGCAAUUCAUUGAGAACAAAUUUAAUCAUCUCGAGUCAUUUACAAACUUCGUGCAUAUAGUAUUAAAAAACAGACUACGUUUGAGGUAAAGUGCAAUGAGCCGAUGAUAACGUCAAUAAAUCACUCAAUUCUUUCGUUAUUAGGAUGAGAACAAAUUGAUUGAAUAUUUCUUUAAUUAUCAGAUAACGUCCAUUAGGUGAUAGGGUCUCGAAUUAAUAGCAAAGUUCAAUCACUUUGCCGAAUCAACCAAAAGAGUAAUCAUCUUCCCACGUUGAAAUUCAGUGAAUAAAUCACAACUAGAGAUUAAUUUUUUACGCUCUGAAUUUAUCAAGAUUCUAAGAAUUCCUCAGAUUGUUUUUUUAUACUGUAAAAAUGAUUUUUUUUUAGUAAGUCACUAGCCUUCCUCGUUUCAUCUGCAUCCCAUUCACAUUGCUGUUUUAUGAACUCUGAUUAAUGGUUAAUUGAUUUAUUUCAUCGAUUAUUUGCGACUAGGGAAACUAAAAUGAUGAGAAAUUGUGAGUAGUGUGAAUUUUUAAUGAAUUUACAGGUCUUUUAGGGAUCUUUGGGAAUUGUAAUUGAGAUAAUGGAAAAAAUUCGUAAGAAAGACAUAGGUUUAUGUACAGAAACAGAUAUUACAUAUUAUACAUAAUUAGAUCUAUUAUAUUCUUAUUAUUAUUGGAGAAUUUGUAGCGACUUUUGGUUAAUUUAGGAGUAAGAAUUUUUUUUUUUUUCAUUCUCUUGGUUAUUACGGAGGAAACAUAUUUAUGCAAUAUCGAGAAGUAUGAGGACAUUUAAAUAAAUAUUAUAUAUAUUAUGAAAUUGAACGAUACAGAGCGUGAGGUGUGCCUUAAAAUAUCUCGGAGUGACACUAAAAAUUUUUUAACAAAUUCAUUGCGGGGGAAAAUAAUGAACAGCUCGAUGUACAUUAGACUCCUAUGUACAUAUACAUUUUUUAAUUCUUUAAUGAUAUCUUUUUGUCAUCAUCUAUGCGUGUAGGACUCAAAACACGUGACACUGACUUGAAUUUAUAUUUAUUUAAAUGAGAAAAAAAACGUGAUUAUUUUCGGGGAGUUUUUUACUCGACUCGAAGCAAAAAUGGUAGAAAAUAGAAGAUGAAUAAGGCAAAUUCACUCAGGCUCUAAUGGAUAAAAUAAUUUACACAUUCAAUGAAUCUUCGUGAAAGCGUGAAGGAAAAAUGAGAAAAUUGUAUAGAAAGACUAAUUUCGUAAAUAUAAAUAUUUCGUAUAUACUAGA
Messenger RNA from Diachasma alloeum, 4173 nucleotides. RefSeq lists its product as uncharacterized. The transcript has 3 exons. The record is from RefSeq and is a predicted model, not a curated record. The coding region runs from base 1394 to 2578 and encodes 394 amino acids. NCBI's taxonomy places the organism in Eukaryota, Metazoa, Arthropoda, Insecta, Hymenoptera, Braconidae.